AUGGAGGGAAUUCAGAAUCCUAUAGCUCGCACUGUCGAAGAGGUGUUUAGCGACUUCAGGGGUCGAAGAGCUGGUCUCAUCAAGGCUCUCUCUACAGAUGUACAGAAGUUUUACCAUCAGUGUGACCCUGAGAAGGAGAACUUGUGCCUCUAUGGACUUCCAAAUGAGACAUGGGAGGUUAAUCUUCCAGUCGAGGAGGUCCCUCCGGAGCUUCCUGAACCGGCUUUAGGCAUCAACUUUGCAAGGGACGGGAUGGUUGAGAAAGACUGGAUCUCUUUGGUUGCAGUUCACAGUGAUUCAUGGCUCAUCUCUGUCGCAUUCUACUUUGGUGCACGUUUCGGGUUUGGUAAAAACGAGAGGAAGAGGCUGUUCCAGAUGAUAAAUGACCUCCCAACCUUAUUUUCAAAAUGCCUAUGUCUAAAUUAUUUAUUUGUGGUAAAAUGUGAGACUAAUUUUUGA
Messenger RNA from Microthlaspi erraticum, 459 nucleotides. The record is from the annotation of a GenBank genome assembly. Lineage: Eukaryota; Viridiplantae; Streptophyta; Magnoliopsida; Brassicales; Brassicaceae.